UUUUGCUUCCACUGCUUAUUUUGAAUUUAUUUUAUGGAUCGUAGAAAAGAAGAAUUAGAAAAGAAACGACAAAAGUUAGCUGAACUUCGAAGGGCAAGAGAAGAACGAAAAGCUAUACUUGAAAGUCAAUCUACUCAAACUCAUUCUAGUACAACUACUACUACUUCGUCUUCAAGUGCUGGAAGAGAUAGACGUGCUAUUGAUGAUUUAGUUGCUCUUGUUCUAGGUGAACGUUCUUCAACUUCAUCUAAUGCUACUGGUGCUGGUUCUGACCGUGGUUCCGAUACUGGUUCAGACUUUACUUCCUCACGUCCUACAUCUGGUAACUACGGUUCUAUUCCCAGUACUCCCGUUAGCAAUGACCCUCGUUUAUCUGUUGGUUCACAACCUAUCAUUCAUACUCCAACUUAUGUAGCCGAACUGACAGAAACACAAGCUUUUAUUGCUGACAUUCCCCCAUUGGAACACGUGGUUUAUAGUAAAGAAAUCCAAACUUCUGAAGGUUCGUUUGAUGUUCCUCAACUAUCUGAAGAAGAAAUUCGACAACAAAUCAUGGAAGAAUUGGAAAUCAAGGAAAAACAAAAACAAGCUCAAUUGGAAGAAGAACGCAAAAGAGCAGAACAAGAAAAAGCAGAAGAAUACCAAGAUCUGACGGAGGAAGAAAGAAAGUUGAUUCUAGGUGCACCUGAAUUCCUCGAUUUUGUGGAUAAUUCAUCCAAAAUGGUGGAACGAGCAUUGAACGAAAAAUACGAUUUUAUGAAAGAUUAUACCCUUGGUGUCGAUAUCGAAAAUGAUGAAAGCUCUGGAAAACGGGUGAAAUAUGUUUGCGAAUUCUGGGAUGAACGAUGGUCAAAGAAUAGAUCAGUAACGGAUGUAGAUUGGUCAUCAAAGUAUCCUGAGCUUUUGGUUUCAUCGUAUAAUAAAAACCCAAUGGCACCAAAUGAACCUGAUGGUGUAGCUCUUGUUUGGAAUUUACAUCUAUUGGAACGACCUGAAUUUAUAUUUCAUUCGCAGUCUGAUGUUCUAAGUGUUAGAUUCAGCAAAUUCCAUCCAAAUUAUGUUAUUGGUGGUACAUAUUCUGGACAAAUUGUUUUAUGGGACACUCGAGCGAAAUCAUUACCUGUUUUGAAAACACCUCUCUCAGCAGGUGGACAUACUCAUCCUGUUUAUUCUCUACAAAUGGUCGGUACUCAAAACGCGCAUAAUCUUAUCUCCGGAAGUACAGAUGGUUUUAUUUGUUCUUGGCAAUUAGACAUGUUAGCCCAACCACAAGAUUAUUUGGAAUUACAACAUGCUGCACAUAAUAAGACUGAAGAAGUUUCUGUAACAACUGUCGGAUUUCCUGACAACGAAACGACUACUUUUUGGGUGGGAACAGAAGAAGGCAAUGUAUAUCAAGCGAGCCGUUAUGACAGUGCUGGAAGUAAAGCUGGGAUCAAUCAAUAUGAUACUUAUCGCGGUCAUUAUGGUGCUAUUACAGGUCUUCAAUUCCAUCCUUUAUCUGGUCCUGUAGAUUUCUCUGAUCUGUUUUUGACUUCAUCUGUGGAUUGGACUGUCAAAUUAUGGAGAGCCAAGUCAGCGUCUAAAUCAUCAACACAAGCUACACCAAUUGCACCUUUGUAUUCUUUUGAACACUCUGAUGAUUAUGUUUAUGAUGUGAAAUGGUCACCCUCUCAUCCUGCAUUAUUUGGAUCUGUUGAUGGCAACGGUCAAUUUGAUUUAUGGGAUUUGAAUGCCAAUACUGAAGAACCAUUUGUUAGUACACCUGUGGGAUCCGGGAAAGCACUAAACAAGUUAGCUUGGGACAAGGAGGGUCGAAAAACUGCUAUUGGUGCCAGUGAUGGUCGUGUUUAUGUUUAUGAUAUUGGCGAGAUUGCUAGACCCAAGGCGGAUGAUUGGCAUUUAUUACAAAAGAAUAUAUCGGAAAUGAUCUCUAAUCAAGAAAACCUUACGAAAUAA
Molecule: messenger RNA, 1959 nt
Organism: Halteromyces radiatus
Lineage: Eukaryota; Fungi; Mucoromycota; Mucoromycetes; Mucorales; Cunninghamellaceae
Product: WD40-repeat-containing domain protein
Exons: 13
Coding region: 34-1959 (641 amino acids)
Biological process (GO): transport along microtubule
Cellular component (GO): cytoplasmic dynein complex
Molecular function (GO): dynein light chain binding; dynein heavy chain binding
Source: RefSeq, a predicted model, not a curated record